GUCAUGGUACAGAUGGAUUUGAUUCUUGCAACAGCAGGAUUUGAUUACAUGAUCAGAUUGUGGUCCCCUCAUAAUGCUACUUGCUUCAAGAAACUCGGUCAUAGAGACAGUCAGGUGAACAAACUCGACAUUUCAACUGAUGGUAAACACUUGGUCGCUGCUGGACACCAGCAGAUAAGAGUCUAUGAUCUGGCCUCCCCCUCUCCCUACCCCUCAAUGACCUACGAUAAACUCAACAAAAACGUGACCUCUGUAGGAUUCCAGAGCCUGAAACAGUGGAUCUACACUGGCGGAGAGGAUGGUUUAGUUUGUAUCUGGGACAUAAGAACGGCUGUGUGCCAGAGAAAGUUAAAACUGCCCUCUGCUGUAAACUCUGUAACUUUGCAUCCUGAUCAAACUGUGCUGUUUGUAGGCCAGGAGAACACAUCCUGUUCCUACUGGGAUCUCAGGCAAAACAAGGAGGUUGUGAUACACAAAAACAUGACCAAAGAGGGUAGCAUUCAGAGUGUGUCUGUCAACAACAUCGCCAGUCAGCUUUGUGCUAUUGACAACAAGGGUUUGUUGCGGUUGUGGGACAUUAAGGAUAUGAGCCAGCCCAAAUGUGUCACUUCCGAACAGUGUCACCUGACAAGAGGGCUAAAGUGCACUUUCUCCCCCGACUGUGAAACAAUCGCCACCACAAGUUCCGAUACCACAGCUCGACUUUGGAACAUCACAGAAGAUGGGAUCGUGUUGGACAAAACAUUCUCGACUCCUGAUCAAAAGUGGGUUUGGGACGCGGUAUUUUCUACGGACUCACAGUUCCUGUUCACUGCCUCUUCAGACGGGACAGUGAGAUUGUGGGACUCCCAAGUUGCUGGUACUCCUAAACAGGAGUACGCAGCUCAUCAGAAGGCGGUUGUGUCCAUUGCGUUCUGGGAUAGGGAAGCGGCAAACUUCUACUCUAAGGAGAAUAGCACGGAGUCUGAGAGCUGAGGGAUUGUUUGGGUGUUAUGAGUUGUGCCAACUUUUAUUUGUGAUUCUUUUCGAACAUUGGUUGUGACGAAAUGUUUGCGGCGGCCGGCGACAUUUAAGAUUAAAACUUUUAAAAUUAAAAAAUAAAUUAAUAAUUUGUACUACUGUGCAGCUGAGACCUUUUUUAUAUAUUAUGGUUUUAAUAAUGUACAUUUUUGCACUCGAUAUCAGUCUUUGGCGUGAAUAUUUGACCAGUAUUCUUUCGUGCAUGACAGGGUUCAUUUUGAAGUUUUUGAGCUUACAUUUUCAUUGUGGAAAACAAGUGUUGGGACUGUAAAACCGAUGACUUUUGGAAGUGUUGACUUCUCUUUUUGAUGCUCUUUGAUUAAAUUUUAUUCAUGCUGUACCCAAAAUAUUUUGAUUGUAUAAAUUUACGUUGUGUUUGUUGUUGAUAAUUUUUCCUAUUAUUCAUUAUUUCUGAAACCGUUUUGUACUGUAUAAUUAUUCACAUUAUGCACAUAA
This is a messenger RNA of Bolinopsis microptera, 1476 nucleotides long. RefSeq names its product target of rapamycin complex subunit lst8-like. The coding region runs from base 4 to 975 and encodes 323 amino acids. Gene Ontology annotation, cellular component: TORC1 complex; TORC2 complex. The transcript is spliced from 2 exons. Gene Ontology annotation, biological process: TOR signaling; regulation of actin cytoskeleton organization. Gene Ontology annotation, molecular function: protein binding. The record is from RefSeq and is a predicted model, not a curated record. Lineage: Eukaryota; Metazoa; Ctenophora; Tentaculata; Lobata; Bolinopsidae.